Messenger RNA from Salpingoeca rosetta, 3918 nucleotides. RefSeq lists its product as uncharacterized. Bases 1 to 3918 code for a protein of 1305 amino acids. Gene Ontology annotation, molecular function: metal ion binding. The transcript has 11 exons. NCBI's taxonomy places the organism in Eukaryota, Choanoflagellata, Craspedida, Salpingoecidae. The record is from RefSeq and is a predicted model, not a curated record.
AUGGCUGAGCAUCAGCCCCCGCCCGCUUGCAUUGUUGCUCACUUGCGCCGCGUUGGUAUCGAGGAUACAAUCACAUAUGGUUCUUACAUUGCAGGCAUCAUCAACGAGACAAGCAAAUCAGACCAACAUGAGGUCCUGUCAGAGGUGCUGGAGCGUAUGCUGCGCACGUGCAAGCUGUCCGGCUCAGGCACCCACCUUGCAACCGCCAUCCUCGACGACUACCACAAGCCCGCCAAGCCCAAGCCCAGCCGGAAGGUCAUCAAGGUGAACGGAAGCGGCAGCCGUGCACGCUUUGUGGCGGAGAAGGUGCCAGCAAGGAGCGUGUGGGCGCCACCACCACCAUCGUCGUCGUCAUCGCCGUCGUCAGCGACAUUGACAGCAAAGAGCGGUGCCGUAAGGGGCACUGGUGGCAACUGGGCACGCCCGCGGCCAGUGCAGACGCGCAGCGCCACGAAUGUCGCCAGCAGCAACAGCAACACGAACACCGGCAGCAGCAACGCUGGUAACAAAUGGGCCAAGGGAGGGAAGGGAAAGAACACCAGCACCGCUAGCACGUCAUCAAGGCCGGCGGGUGGCGGCAACGCGUGGUUUCAGAACGAAAAGGGGACGCUUGCAAGCACCAUUCUGAACAAGAAGUCAUCGUGCAGUGGGGAGGAGGAGAGCAACAAGAAACCGCAGCUUCGCAUCACACGCACAAAAGCAAAGGGGCGCGCGAAGAGCAAAGCAGGAACAGCAGCGUCGUCGUCAUCAGCACCGCCGUCAACAAAGACAUCGAGCGCUUCGACAAGCAGUGCCAGCAGUGUUGGCCGUGGCACGAGCAGCCGCAGCAGCAUGACAACAAGCUUCACAGACACGGACACGGACACUGGCGGCGGUGACACCACCACCACCACAAUGACCACCACCGCAAUGACCACCACCGCAAUGAACCCAACUGGCAGUACUGGCACGCUUGCACCCCUGCAGUCGCUCCCUGAUCUCUCCGCUGUUGUGCCGCAUGCUGACGGCUACACCGGUGACAAUGUUGGUGACACCAAUGCCAGCAACAAUGCGAAUGUCAAUGCAAGCGUGUUCGGUGCGAGCAGCAUGCACGUUGGCAAUGGCAUCAGCAAUGACAUCAGCAGCAGCAGCAGAAGAAGAAGAAGCGACGGAGGUGGUGGCGACAGUACUGUUGCAUCGACGCCUGCACUGCACCUGCUCAUCUCGCUUGACUCCCUCUUCCGACACGACAGCUUUGACCGCGAUGUGCAGAACAGCAGCAGCUUCACGCUCAACGACGGUGCCCUCCCUUACACGCCGUCCACGGCCGCAGCGACCAACCCCACGUCUACCGCGUCACCUCACGUCCUUGGUGGUGCACACGGCGCCACCAACGGCAGCGCGUUUGGCAACGGGCUUGAGCAUGCGUCGCCGUUGCUGCUGCAGUUCAAUGCAGACAAGAAUGCCGCAGUCCCUCAUGCCGCUGGUGCUGAGAUCCACGAUCCCUUUGAAUCGCACAAGCGGCAGCACAACCCACCCCAUCAGCCACAUCAGCCACAUCAGCAGGGGCAGGGGCAGCGUGGCGUUGGCGUUGGCGUUGGCGUUGGCGUUGGCGUUGGCGUUGGCGUUGGCGUUGGCGUUGGGCUGCUCGGGUACGGGGCUGUCGACUCAUCCGCGCCACUGGCAGAUGUGAUGUCGUCCCCACUGCAAGCCUCGGCAUCAAUGCACAGCUACACGGGCCACCACCAUCAUCACAAUGGCGAUGCUGAUGACGAGGAGGUGUUGCGUGAUUUGGAGGCGCGCACGUCACGCAUGCUCGACUUUCUCGACGACGGACACGACGACGACGACAACAAUAGCAUGCCCACUGGCGCUGAUGAUGUCUUUGACGAUGAUGGUGACGGCCAACUUGAGGUCACCUUGCAGCAGCAGCAGCAGCUCCCAGUGUUCGAGCUGUCGUCGUCACCGCCCGACGGUAUUGGCGAGAGCGGCAUGCCAGCGCUGAGCAGUGCAGCGCGCAUGCAGUCUGCAACCAGCGCCGCCCCCUACACCCCCUCGUCCCCUGCACCGCUACUGCCAAUGAUGGCGACAACAGCAGCAGCACCGCCGAUGGCCACAGGUUCCAUGGCAACGACAACACCGCCAGCAACCCACCCCACCACCAUGCAUAGCGCUGGUGGUGCUGAUGGUGAUGAUGGUGAUGGCAGUAGCAGCAGCAGUGGUGGUGGUGGUGGUGGUGGUGUGUUUGCGCUGCCAGUGGUGGUGCUGGAUGUGCUCGAGGCGUUGGCGGGACAGGACAGCGACACGGCGUAUCGAAUGCUACAGCUCAACAACACUGAGCUGAUGCCUGUGCUGAAGACGCUGAUUGGCCACGGUGACGACACUGCUGGCCCGGGCCCGUGCAAGUUCUUCAUCAAGGGCGGAUGCAGGCGGGCAGACUGCUUCUACUCGCAUGACCUGAAGACCGUUCCUUGCCGCUUCUUCCAGAACGGGUGGUGCAUCAAGGAUGACGCAUGCCCCUACCAGCACGAUCAUAUCAGUGUCUGCAUGCAAAACCAUCUCCCCCACAUCCGCCGCCUGUUGCGCCAGGGCCCCGCUGCCAUUGCACGUGAACUUGGGCGGGAGGACGACACGCCCGCCUUUACGCAAUCGAUGGCGGAAUUUCCAUCCCUUUCUGCCGGCGUGGGAGCACGCGGGGGCAAGCAGGACGACGACAAUGGUGACGAUGCUCGUGGCGAUGAUGAUGCUGGUGGUGCCCGUGUGCAGGGUGAGGACGACAAGCUGCUGCUGCAGAUACCUGUCAAGGCACAAGGCAAAGGCAAGAAGAAGAAGAAAGGCAAGAACAAAGCGAAGAACAAAGGAAAGGCGAUGACAGUGACCAUUGCAGCACCACCAACACCACCCUCCUCAUCGUCGUCAUCAUCAGCAGCAAAGGCAGCGCCAUCAUCAAGCAAACCUGGUGUUGGAAGUGGCGGUGCUGGGAGCGUGUGGGGCGGCCAGCAGGCGCGCGCUGGCGGGGUGUGGCGCAGUGACCACCGCACAUCCGCAACAGCACCGCUGCCAGACAUUGCUGUCGUCUCCGAAGCAGAACGGAAUGCGCUGUUUGAGGGCGUGGCGUGGGAUGCUGCCAAGCACAUUGCAUGGCGGGAGCUUGUGUCCACGUAUCCGCACGUUUGGGAGGACAGGCUCUUCAAGACCUUCAAGGAGCACGCGUUUGAUUUGAAACAGACCAUCGCUGCGCUCAGCAAGACGUACGGCGCACCACACAAGCCAAAGUCAAGUGUUGCCAAGACCGCCAAAGGAUCGAAACCGCCGAGAAAAGGUGCAUCUGUGCGUCCUCCGAAGCACUGGGUGACAACCGGCUCCGAGGUUGGCCAGACGUAUCUCGAUCUCCGCGCAGAAGCCAUUGAGUUUGCGCAGCUCAGAAACAAAUUCCUGCACCAGGCAACACAGGCGUACCUGUCUAACCAUCCCGCUGAUGCAAAGCGGCUGUCGCGCGUGGGACGGGAGUACGAUGAGGUGCAGCCAACAACGACCUACGAGACCAUGUCUUGUGUCCCUGUGUGCAUGUUCAUGGAUGGCACGACCGUGCACCCUAAAAUGCGUGCAGCGCACCGUCGUGCUGCGGAAGAGCUGUUCUCACGGCGCAACAAAGUGUUGCCGGAGGAAAACAUGCUUGAUCUGCACGGCCUCCACAUCAGGGAGGCCCUCGAGUACCUCGCCGUGUUCCUUGAGAGGUUGAAGCGCUCGCAGCAGCACGACGUCGCCUUCAUCAUCACGGGCACUGGUCAUCACAGCAAACACAAGCACCUCCACAACCCAGCAGCGGCGCGUCUGAUGCCGGCUGUUCAGCAGUGGCUGAGCGACAACAGAUACGCAUACAACGACGCAAGCACAGACAAACGCGGCGGCAUGCUGUGUGUCGCAAUCCACUCCUGA